AUGUAUAAGAUGGAUGGAUACUCCUACCUGAACUCCUACGACUCCUGCAUGGCGGCCAUGGAGGCGUCGGCCUACGCGGACUUCAGCUCCUGCAGCCAGGCCAACAGCUUCCAGUACAACCCCAUCCGGAGCGGCUUCGGGCCGAACCCGGCCUGCCCCCCUCUCAGCUCCGCGAGCUGCACGCUGGGCGCCCUGCGCGAGCACCAGCCCGCCCCGUAUUCCACAGUGCCCUAUAAGUUCUUCUCCGAUCCGUCCGGUUUAAAUGAGAAGCGCAAGCAACGGCGGAUCCGCACGACCUUCACGAGCUCCCAGCUGAAGGAGCUGGAGCGCGUGUUUGCAGAGACGCACUACCCGGAUAUCUACACGCGCGAGGAGCUCGCGCUCAAGAUCGACCUCACUGAGGCGCGUGUGCAGGUGUGGUUUCAGAACCGGAGGGCUAAGUUCCGCAAACAGGAGCGAGCUGCCAACUCCAAGAGUUCUGGCGGUGUGGGCGGGUCCAGCGGUAAGAAGGGCAGCGGUUCGGGAGAGGCCCGCUCUUCCUCCGAGGAUGACGAGUCCAAGGAGUCGUCCUGCAGCCCCACCCCUGACAGUACGGCCUCCCUGCCCACAGGGGGCAGUCUCAGCCCCAGCCCAGGGCCCCCCGGAGCCCCCCAGGGCCUCAAGCCUGUCAGUUGGCCCCCACUCAACCCUGCCCUCAGCCCCUCCCACAACAUAAGCCCCUCCUCCCAGGGCCAAGAGCUGUUGAAGGCGUGGGGAAGCGAGGGGGCGGGGUUAGGGGCGGGGUUAGGGGCUGGGCUGGGGGUGGGGCCGUUUGCAGGUGUUCUCUCCUCCUUCCAGAGGAAACCCAACGCCCUGAAGACCAACCUGUUCUAG
Clupea harengus (Atlantic herring) is the source of this 873-nucleotide messenger RNA. Its product is annotated as paired mesoderm homeobox protein 2A. Lineage: Eukaryota; Metazoa; Chordata; Actinopteri; Clupeiformes; Clupeidae. The record is from RefSeq and is a predicted model, not a curated record. Gene Ontology annotation, molecular function: RNA polymerase II transcription regulatory region sequence-specific DNA binding; DNA-binding transcription factor activity, RNA polymerase II-specific. Gene Ontology annotation, biological process: regulation of transcription by RNA polymerase II.